ACCUCCUCCAGAAAAGGGAGGAAAGAAUGGCUUUGCUUCCGACCAGGGGGACCUAUGUCACGUGCUCCAUCCAGAUCGCCUUCGGAACAGACCGUGUCUCGGCCCGGCUGGGGUUGCUAGGCAACCGGUAAACUCCACAGCUCCCAGCCGUUUGAGCAGCGCUGGAGCCGGGACAUGGCUUGGGCGCUUCCCCGGCACAGUGUAGCAGGAGAAACUGAGCCUAAAUAAGGGUCUGGAGCCCAGGAGGACAUCCAAGCCUGAAAGGAAAUCUGGCGAGAGAAGGAAAGAGCCCCAGAGGGUAAUAAUCACCAACAGUGCAAGAAACCUAGGAGAUUCCUUCUAGGAGAAUUGUUGGAUGCUGGAACCAGGACCAGCGCUCCCUAGCGCUCUUCCCGCCGCAUUAAUCCUCGCUGCCCGGAAUAUUCUCCAAGUUCUAGGACCUCUGCAACCCCCAAGCACCUUGCCUUCUGCAUCACUACGCCACCAGGCCCUGACCCUGACCGUGUCCCAGAGUGGGCGGAACUUCUUUCUGGCUUUCAGCGGUUGCAACCAUCACCAUGGAGAUCGUCUACGUGUACAUCAAGAAGCGCAGCGAGUUUGGGAAACAGUGCAACUUCUCAGACCGCCAGGCGGAGCUGAACAUCGACAUUCCGCCCAACCCUGAGCUGUCCACACUGUAUGUGGAGCGGAACCCAGUGGACACAGGCAUCCAGUGCUCGGCCAGUAUGUCAGAACACGAGGCCAACACAGAGCGUUUUGAGAUGGAGAGCUGCGGUGUCAACCAUGUGGAGGGAGGCUGGCCCAAGGAUGUGAACCCCCAGGAGCUGGAGCAGACCAUCCGCUUCCGGAAGAAAGUGGAGAAAGAUGAGAACUACAUCAAUGCCGUCAUGCAGCUGGGCUCGAUCAUGGAACACUGCAUCAAACAGAACAAUGCCAUUGAUAUCUACGAGGAGUAUUUUGAUGAUGAGGACGGCGUGGAGGUGACUGAAGAGGCACCAUCAGCCAAGACCAUCAAUGUCUUCAGGGACCCUCAGGAGAUCAAGCGGACAGCCACACACCUCUCCUGGCACCCUGAUGGCAACAGGAAGCUGGCAAUAGCUUAUUCCUGCUUGAACUUCCAGCGAGCCCCCGUGGGCAUGAGCUACGAGUCCUACAUCUGGGAUCUGGAAAACCCCAACAGACCUGAAAUUGUCCUGAAGCCAUCCUCCCCUCUUGUCACCCUGGAGUACAACCCCAAGGAUUCCCACGUCCUCCUAGGGGGCUGCUACAAUGGGCAGAUAGCUUGCUGGGACACCAGGAAGGGCAGCCUGGUGGCAGAGCUCUCCACCAUCGAGUUCAGCCACCGAGACCCAGUGUACGGCACCAUCUGGUUGCAGUCAAAGACAGGCACCGAGUGCUUCUCAGCGUCCACGGACGGGCAGGUCAUGUGGUGGGACAUCCGCAAGAUCAGCGAGCCCACCGAGGUGGUCAUCAUGGACAUCUCCAGAAAGGAGCAGCUGGAGAAUGCUCUGGGAGCCAUCUCCUUGGAGUUCGAGUCUACGUUGCCAACCAAGUUCAUGGUGGGCACCGAGCAGGGCAUCGUUGUCUCCUGCAACCGCAAGGCCAAGACACCAGCCGAGAAGAUUGUUUGUACCUUCUCAGGCCACCAUGGCCCCAUCUACGCCCUGCAGAGAAACCCCUUCUACCCAAAGAACUUUCUGACUGUUGGUGACUGGACAGCACGCAUCUGGUCUGAGGACAGUCGGGAGUCAUCUAUCAUGUGGACCAGGUACCACAUGGCUUACCUCUCUGAUGGAGCCUGGAGCCCUGUGAGACCAGCAGUCUUCUUCACCACCAAGAUGGAUGGGACCCUGGACAUCUGGGACUUGGUGUUCAAGCAGUGUGACCCUGCCCUCAGCCUGAAGGUGUGUGAUGAGGCCCUCUUCUGCCUCCGAGUUCAGGACACCGGGUGCCUCAUCGCCUGCGGCUCCCAGCUUGGAACAACCACUCUGCUGGAGGUGUCCAGCAGCCUCUCCACCCUGCAGAGGAAUGAGAAGAACAUAGCUUCUUCAAUAUUUGAACGUGAGACCCGGCGGGAAAAGAUCCUGGAGGCCAGACACCGUGAGAUGCGGCUGAAGGAGAAAGGAAAGGCAGAGGGCAAGGAUGACGACCAGAAGGAUGAGGAGUUGGCCCCGGACCUCGAGGAGCUAGUCACUAAAGCUGAGGAGGAGUUCUUCGAGGUCAUCUUUGCAGAGCUGAAGAAGAAGGAAGCGGAGGCUUUGAAAAAGAAAGCAAAGCCCAAAAAGACAAGUUUAGAGGUAGAGGAUGGAGAGGAACUGUUGGAAGAUAAUGUCGGAGAAGAGGAAGAAGCGGGUGAAGACGCAGCUGAAGAGAGAGAAGAUGAUUUACUCACCUAAGGCAGCCUCUGCCCACCACACUGUCCCUUUGGGUCCCUUGCUGGCCUUCUCGAUGCCACCUCUUCUGACAAGUGCAAGCUGAGUUUCUUUCUUCGAUAGAUUUUGAUGGAGAUAGAUCAGGGACAAGUUGCUGGCCCAUACCAGGGCCAAGGCCUGAGUGCACCCCUUCCUAGGGUCGGGAGAUAGGCUUGUCUCUGUGCUAGCUCCUUUGGCCUCAGCUACACUGAGGCUCACUCUGACUCAGGGCACACACAACCUUCAGUUAGACUCUAGAUACAUCCCUAUUCUGCUUAGCACAGGUUCUCCAAUUAGUAGUUACCAAGACCUUUCUCUAGAAGCUUCCAGAGCUCAGCUGAGCUUGCCCUCCUGGUACAGGGGCCUCAGGAGCACCUACAGAGGGGCAAGUUUCUUUCUUCCUCUCCACUUCCCCCACCUGCUUUCAAAUAGGAACAGAAGUUUUGUCCCCUUCUCCAGUGCCUCUCCCUGCAACCCCAGUGGGUGUCUGGACAUGCAGCCACGUGAGGGUGAUCUUGACAGAGUAUGUAGGAUAAACCUGGCUCUUCUAGUACAUGCAUGCUUUUUAUUGCUUUGUAUCUUAUGAAAAUUAAAUCAGUGAUAACAACA
Onychomys torridus (southern grasshopper mouse) is the source of this 3020-nucleotide messenger RNA. It is a transcript of the gene Dnai2, whose product is annotated as dynein axonemal intermediate chain 2. Gene Ontology annotation, molecular function: dynein light chain binding; dynein heavy chain binding. Gene Ontology annotation, biological process: cilium movement; outer dynein arm assembly. The record is from RefSeq and is a predicted model, not a curated record. Bases 558 to 2396 code for a protein of 612 amino acids. NCBI's taxonomy places the organism in Eukaryota, Metazoa, Chordata, Mammalia, Rodentia, Cricetidae. The transcript is spliced from 13 exons. Gene Ontology annotation, cellular component: outer dynein arm.